UGGUCAUCACUAUGACCAUUGGAGUAUGUUGAUGGAGAAUUUUCUUCAGUCCAAAGAGUAUUGGACAAUUGUUGAAGCUGGAGUUCUAAAACCAACGGCAGAUGAUGCACAGCGGGCAGAAAUUGAGAAGGAAAAGUUGAAGGAUCUCAAGGCUAAGAACUAUUUGUUCAAAGCCAUAGAUCGGGCUAUCUUGGAAACAAUUCUUAACAAGUCUACUUCCAAGACUAUUUGGGAUUCCAUGAAGAAGAAGUAUCAGGGGAAUGAAAGAGCAAAAUGGACAAUGGCAAUUGCAAACAAGAUGAGAAUCCAUGGUGAAAAUCUGGAGGAUGUUGCCAUAGUUGAGAAAAUCCUUCGAUCUAUGGCAACAACUAUGGCAACAAAAUUCAAUUAUGUUGUCUGUUCAAUCGAGGAGUCAAAUGAUAUUGAGGCACUUUCCCUUGAUGAGUUGCAGAACUUGUUGUUAGUUCAUGAGCGGAAGAUAAACCGCCAAGACAAGCAAGAGCAAGCAAUAAUAGAUCCAAAUCUGCAGGCAAGGCAAAUGUUGAGUGCUUCCAAUGUCGAGUGCUUCCAAUGUCAUAAGUAUGGCCAUUAUUGUUUUAAGUGCCGUGCUAAUCUGAAUAGAGGAGAAAGUUCUAACUUUGCAGAAUACAAUAAGAAGAAUGAUGAUGCCUCUCUAUUCAUGGUUUGUCAUCCUAAAGAAGUCAGCAAGAAAAAUGUGUGUCAAGGGAAAGGGAAAGAUCACAAAUCUGUCAUGUUUAUCGACCAUAUUGAAGGACACAGCAUGGUUAUGGCAUUGCUGAUAUGGACAUCUAUACUUUGGUGGGUUGAAGGCCUUGUAGAUGAAGAAGAUGCAGCUUAUACACCUCAGCAGAAUGGUGUAUGUGAAAGGAGAAAUCAUACAAUCAUGAAUAUGGUGCGAAGUCUAAUGUCAAAAAGCAACUUGCCCAAAGAGUUUUGGCCAAAAGCUGUUAAUUGGAGUGUUCAUAUCUUGCAUAGAAGUCCCACAUCUCCACUUCCAAAUAUGACACCAAAAAAGGCUUGGAGUGGACACAAACCUGCUGUUAACAACUUUAGAAUUUUUGGGUGCAUAGCAUAUGCACAUGUGCCAAAUCAGAAAAGGGCAAACCUCAAGGCUUUAAGAAAGGUAGAAGAGGAAAGUCUUCCUACAGCAGAACACAGUAUUGGAGGAAGUCUACCAACAACACCAGAACUAGAAUCUGGAACUGGUUCAAGACAUCAACGCAAAAAGAGAAGACUAGCAUGGUUGGAGGAUUAUGAGACAAAGCUCAAAGAAAAUGGGGAGGUUGACAAAUUCAAAGCUCGCUUGGUGGCAAAAGGUUACAAGCAAAAGUUCAGCAUUAAUUAUCAAGAAGUUUUUGCUCCAGUUGCAAGGAUGGAUACCAUCAGAUUGGUGAUUGCAUUAGCAUCACAAAACUCAUGGCUAAUCUACCAGCUUGAUGUGAAAUCGGCCUUCCUGCACGGAGAUCUGCAAGAACAAAUAUUUGUUGAUCAACCUCCUAGUUAUGUGAAACCUGGUUUUGAGCAUAAGGAAGUUCUAGACAGAUUUCCAAUGAAGAACUGCAAUUCUGUCACUACACCAGUUGACAAAGGAGUGAAGCUUAUAAAAGAUUUAGGUGGUAGAUCUGUGGAUAGCAAACUGUAUAAGCAGAUUGUUGGAAGUCUGAUGUAUUUGACAACAACAAGACCAAACAUAAUGCAUGGUGUAAGUCUGACUAGCAGAUGUAUGGAGCAUCCAAAGGAGUUGCACUUGCAGAGUACUAAAAGAAUUCUCAGGUAUUUACGUGGAACGACAAAUUUUGGACUAUUUUACAAGAAGGGUGACUAGACAGAUCUCGCAGGUUUUACAGACAAUGAUUAUGCUGGAGAUCUGGAUGAUAGAAAAAGCAUUUCUAGGUAUGUUUUUAUUUUGGGAUCUAGUGCAGUUUCAUGGUCUUCAAAGAAGUAGCCCAUUGUGACUUUGUCCACAACAGAAGCAAAGUAUAUGGUAGUGACUUCUUGUGCUUGUCAAGCUAUUUGGUUUAGAAGAGUUCUAGAAGAACUUGAGAUGAAUCAACAUGAGGCCACUUC
Molecule: messenger RNA, 2088 nt
Organism: Rubroshorea leprosula
Lineage: Eukaryota; Viridiplantae; Streptophyta; Magnoliopsida; Malvales; Dipterocarpaceae
Source: the annotation of a GenBank genome assembly